Molecule: messenger RNA, 525 nt
Organism: Entrophospora sp. SA101
Lineage: Eukaryota; Fungi; Glomeromycota; Glomeromycetes; Entrophosporales; Entrophosporaceae
Source: the annotation of a GenBank genome assembly
AUGUUUACAUUUUCUUCUUUUGUUGCUACCUUCUUUGAUAUUUCUACCAUCUAUAAAUUAUUCACAAAAUCAUUUAUACAUAGACCUUAUGCAAAAACUUUAUGGAUGAGAAUAAAAGGAAUAUUGAGAGACUUAUAUAAUACAGAUCAGAAUUUACAACUAAAAGAUGGUUCUAAAAAUAAAAAUAAAUUUAACAGAUUAUCAAAUGCUACAGGAUUAAUAAAAUCUUUAAAAAGUGAUAAAAACAUCAAUAAUGAAAACAUCAAUGAUGAUAACAACAAUCAUGAUAACAAUAAUAGUAACAACAGUAAUAGCAAAACCACAAAUUAUUAUACAAGAACUAUUAAUUUCAGUGAUUUCACCAGUAAACUUUAUAGUUUUUCAAAUCUUCCUUCUCCAAAAAAUGCUUCUGAAGCUUAUCAUUCUAAACAAAAUGAUCUUGUUAUACCAGAUGGUUCUCAUAUCCCUUUAAACUUUCUGCAAGAUGGUUUUUUAGGUGGCAUUUUUUUAGUUCCAAUUUGUUAG